AUGGACAGAAAGCUUCCAAGCCAGGGGGCCUACGAACGUGUUAGCACACCCCGCAGGAAAACACCGUCAUGCCAGGGGCAGCCGAGCCUUCACAAAGCCCGAGCCUGCAGGCUGCUCGGCUGCUCCAGCGCCCUCCGCGAAGAGGAAGGAGCUGCACCGAAAACCACGUGUCUCGGGGUAGGAAGUGCGUCGCCGCCCCGUUUCCCGAAAGUUCACUUUCCCCGCGAGCGCAGAAACAACGCCAAUCUUCCCAACUGCCGGCCGGACACCCACCCCGUCCUCCCUCGCUCGGAAACCGGGGGGCUCCGGGCCCCGCAAGCCGACAUUUAUUUACAGUCUUUUGAGGCAUCUCCAGACUUCUUUCUAUGGGAGCUGACUGGUCUACAUUCCCACGGACAGUACUCCAGCAACAGCCAAAACUUCCGCAUUUUUAAUACCAGAAGUACUAUUAAGUUAGAGUAUGAAGGAUCAUCAUUUUCUGAGUGGAGUGUACCAGGAACUUGUUCUGUAAAAAAUAAAAGGUCACCUAAGACAGAGCUGCGUUGUUCUUCUCCUGGUAUUCAGAUUGUAAAACCGAUUGUUACAGGCCCAGAUGUAGAAGAAGAGCGCUACUUAUCUAUAGACAACUCUUACAUUUGCUUUCUGUGGUAUUAUAAAGUUAUAAACUUCCUUCACAAUUCAACGCAGAUUAUCAUUAUAUGGGUAUAUGAUCCAGAAAACGCAGACCAAGAUGAAUUGCAGUGGACUGCAGAUGAACCUUCAAUGUAUUCCACUCUAUUGAGCAAGCUGUUGGCCUCUUUGGGACAGAAACCUAUCAUUCAUACGAUUCUGAAGAACAAAUACUAUUUUGCACAUACGAUAAUGGAUCCUGGGACCUGGUAUAUUACCAUCCCGAUGACAACAGAUGAUACACUCCUAGAGAUUAAAGGCAAACAAGUGGCUUUACAAGAUUGCUUUAUUGCAGACUCCAAUUUUCAGCUUACCUUUCCUUUGUUGACAAUACCGGAAGUUUCUGGGUUUUUACCAGUCUGUUCACCACAUGGUAGUCAGUUAAUGGCAGACUGGGAUGCUUGUUUCCUUUCUUCAGCUGUUGUGGUAGCUGAUAUGGAGACCUUUCAAACAAAUGAUUCAUUCCGCUCUUGGACCAGAAUCAGAGUGCCUCCAAAUAUGUUGACUGAUGUAGAGAGGCACAGUGUGUCUGAUGUGAGCCUCUCAGAGGAUGGCAUAUUUUUUCUAAUAACUAAUAUUCUUUUCCUAAAAAGUUCUUAUGCAUUUACAAGACUAGGAAGUAGUAAUAAUCUUCCUAAUAAUGGCAUUAUUGGCAUCGCAUCAAGAAGAUGGUGUUGGAUUAACUAUUUACUCAAGGUUAAAGAAAAAAGAAGCAACAUGGCCAUCUGGACAAAACAUGAACUUUAUCUUGGAUACAGUUUUCUUAUAUUUGUCAAAGUGGUGACCACUGAUGAGCUAAAAAGCCAUCUACAUAUAGCACCAUCAUCUACUCUGAUUAUACACAAUGUGGAGUAUACAGGACACCCUUUGGAAGUUGCCUUGUUACUAGAGUACUGUGAUUCUACAUGUACAAACCUCAAACAAAUGAUUCUGGUGAUAUAUAAUGAAGAUACAACACACUUGAUAUGCAAAGACUUUACAUUAAAUAUCAACGUUAAAAGUUCUUUAACGCCACAUUUUACCUACUCAGCAAUUCCAGAAUUGAUACUGUGGGACAAACAUAGAGUCUACUAUAGUUACAACAAUCUCACAGAUACUGGACUUUUGCAAACAUCCCCAGGAUUAGGGAACCUAUCAGCAUUAUCACAUGACAGCACUAUUCAUGAUGUUUUUAUAGACUAUUAUGGAAAUGUUGUGGUAAAAAUGGAAAACAAUAUAAUGUUUUAUUUCAAAGUCCAUAUGAAAAACGCAGUCAAGCUACAUCUGUGGACGAGCAGUAUGACAAAGUCAUUAGUGUCUUUGGACAUGUCUGGCCAAGCAUAUCUCAUAUACGUUUUUCAAAAUGGAACAGUACAACCUCAGGAGUAUCCCUUAAAGCUUGAAGUGCAAAGUGCAACUACCAAGACAAAAGAAAAAUGUCCCUAUGUGGCAUUUGAAAGUAAUAUUUCUCAUACUUUCUACUUUUUGGACAAGGGAGACAAGCUGUCAAUUUGGGCUGAAAUAGUAUAUCCAGAAAAUGUUGGUUUAUAUAUUAUUGUGGAAACAUAUGGCCCAAAAAUAUUAGAGAGGACAGAUCAGAUUUAUUAUGAUAUUGGCUUUGGGCAUUGCACUAAAACCAUGACAAUAACAUUUUCUCACAAUUUAAAUUACGAGGCAGUAGAUAAUUACUUCAAAUUGCAAGAUGAGAACACAGGACUUAUACUUGUACAGGUCAGACCUAGCGAAAAUGGAAAAACAUGUCCAACAACCCAAAAGGUAUUCCAAAUAGCCGUUGGCUGUGACACUACGAAAUACAUUGCGAUCAAAGGAUUUAAAAAUGAAGGAUGUCUUCAGCGUGAUCUGUUUUACAUUAUUGAAAAGUCAUAUCUGAGGCAUGAGCCACACAAAAACUUGAGAGUGAAAUAUGACUGGAAUAAAUAUGGCUGCCCGCUGAAACUUGAUUUCAGAAAAAUGUUUCAUCCUGUGCUUCAAUUAUACAAUAGCAGUGGCUACAUUGAAGAUAUUAAUGUAAACUUCAUAGUGUGGGAAAUACAUGGCAGGAAAGACUAUAGCUUUAACAAUACUAUGAAGAAGAGCGGUUGUUUACAUGAAGCCCAGACAUGGAAAUCAAUGACCAGGCUUAACAAGCAUCUCCCACUAGAGGAUGCCUGGGGGCCUCAGAACUAUAAACACUGUUUUUCUUAUGCAAUUGGAAAACCAGGAGACUUAAACCAACCAUAUGAGAUUAUCAACAAGUCUAACUAUAACCAUUUAGUGUGGCCUGUGGAUCAUGCUGGCAUGUAUGUGUUCAAUGUGAAGAUCCUGGAUCCAAACUACAGCUUCUGUAACCUAACGGCCACAUUUGCAGUAGAGACCAUUGGCAUGAUUCCCAGUCCAAGUGGCUACCUGGUCGGCGCUUUACUCUUUCUUCUGAUGCUAAUAGUAUUCAGUCUUCUAGUUUUGAGCUAUUUUCAUUACAUGAAGAUUUAUAGAAAAUAUAUUUAUGAACCAAUUACCAAAUAUAAAGGAAAACAAAAAGCGAUUCCACCUUUUCCCAGUAUUCCCAAUACCACAAUGUCCAAGACCCCUCGAUGUGCGCUUCCUAAAGAACGCGAUUUGCUUUCGCCUUUUAACGCGCGGCUGGUGCUCACACGUCCUCUUAAACCUCAGGCUGCACACACCUUUCUCCUGCAGCCAGCCUGA
Molecule: messenger RNA, 3351 nt
Organism: Condylura cristata (star-nosed mole)
Lineage: Eukaryota; Metazoa; Chordata; Mammalia; Eulipotyphla; Talpidae
Gene: CATSPERE
Product: chromosome unknown open reading frame, human C1orf101
Exons: 25
Coding region: 1-3351 (1116 amino acids)
Biological process (GO): flagellated sperm motility; sperm capacitation
Cellular component (GO): CatSper complex; sperm principal piece
Source: RefSeq, a predicted model, not a curated record